AUGCCCUCAGCCGACGUCCUGCCAUUCUCCGGUCGCCGAGACGGUACGAACAUGCUUACUGCCGAUUGGGUCCGUGCAGUCUGCCAAAUGGUCGCCGACCGCCAAUACGCGACAACCGACGAACAGAUACGCGCUGUCAACUACCAUCUGAAACCGGAUAGUCCGGCAGAAGACCACAUGCUCAGCUUGGCAGCAACGUCGCUGGCACGCGCGUCCCUCGAUGCGUACCUGGGCGAGCUCGCAACCACAUUUCCGGGCCUCAAGCCGAUUCGUCGCACCGCCGCUUCUUAUGAGGCGGAACUCCUGAAAACGAGGAUCACGGUGGCAGAGCUUGCCGCGGAGACGGUGAAGAGAGGGGAGGUGGAAGUCUACGUCCAAGAGGACUUUGCGAACCAGGUGGAGGACUUGGCCAUGCAGGCAAAAGUCAAAGGCACACUCGCUGGGUACCCGCUGUGGAAGGAGAACCAACCAAGCAUAAUCGUAAAGGCCCUUACGCCAGAUCCGACGAGCUGGGCAGGCGUGGCCGCACAGAUCCGGGCAAUCGCUAACUCAGACAUCCACGAACUCGCAGAAGGUUACCGGGCCGCGGCCAACACAUUGCGAGAACAGCAACUCCUCAAAGCCAAUGUCAACGACUUGACGCGCAGGUUUAGCGCCUUCCGGUUGUCUCCGACGUCCCACGCUACUGCCGCCGUAGCUUCCAAGCCGGCGCACGUCCCCCCGGCAACCAGCCGACCACCGAACGUGACCCAGCAAGACUGA
Messenger RNA from Mycena citricolor, 762 nucleotides. NCBI's taxonomy places the organism in Eukaryota, Fungi, Basidiomycota, Agaricomycetes, Agaricales, Mycenaceae. The record is from the annotation of a GenBank genome assembly.